Messenger RNA from Diachasma alloeum, 1243 nucleotides. Its product is annotated as Down syndrome cell adhesion molecule-like protein Dscam2. NCBI's taxonomy places the organism in Eukaryota, Metazoa, Arthropoda, Insecta, Hymenoptera, Braconidae. The transcript has 7 exons. The annotation marks the transcript as partial. The record is from RefSeq and is a predicted model, not a curated record.
AUGAACAUGAAUUUACAAUGCGUAGCUGCGGUAGUUUCCUCGGCCGGUGGUCACGGUUUCGAUGCACAUCUGCGUGGACCAAGUUUCCUCAUUGAACCCCCAUCGAGAGUGGAAUUUUCAAAUUCAAGUGGUGCCUGGUUGGACUGUGCAGCAAUUGGCAAUCCAACCCCAAAUAUAGACUGGUCCACAGCCGAUGGUUUACCAGCUACUGAUGUACCAGGCGUCAGAAGGGUCCUCAGGAAUGGCACCCUCGUACUACUUCCGUUCCAAGCAGCAGCAUUCCGACAGGACGUUCACAGUGCUGCUUACAGAUGUGUCGCAAGUAACUCGGUGGGUCGAGUACUCAGUCGCGACGUACAAGUACGGGCCAUUGUGACCCAGGCGUAUUCUGUCGAUGUAGAAGUAGUCGAGGGAGUAUCUCGAGGCUGUACAGCAAUUUUGAGAUGCUUGGUACCGAGUCACGUGAAGGAUCUCGUGAGAGUUGUAUCGUGGCUGCAGGAGCCAUCAUUUCACAUAUACCCGUCGCUUCAAGGGGAUGGAAAAUUUCACCUACUAUCCACGGGGGAAUUACUGGUACACGGAUUGGAGUUCAGUGACCAGUUCCUCAGUUACAGGUGCAGGACCAUGCACAGGCUCACACGACAAGUGGUGGUUAGCACUUCAGCAAAUCUUAGGAUCGCUGAGCACGGAGGCAUGAUACCACCAACGAUACUCGAGCACUCGGGCACAAUCUACGUUGGACAGGAUGAAUCAACUUCCCUAGUUUGCCUAGCAAAGGCAUGUCCCACCCCAGAGUACAGAUGGUAUGCACAAACUGGAGCUGAACAGAUGCCAGUAUUAUCCGGGCCUAGGAUGAGAUUACUUGGCCCAGUGUUGGCCAUAGAAGCAGUGACACUGUCCGACAGUGGUGUAUAUCAGUGUCUAGCCUCCAAUCUCGGUGGUGAGACGAGCGCUGAGCUCAGGCUGGUGGUGAUGGCGCCUCUGAACGUCGAAGUUUCACCGUCAUUGUUGAGUGUCCAUUUAGGGGGUAAUGCAGAAUUUACCUGUGUCGUUGGAACACAUUCACAAGCUGGACAGCAUUUUAUUACGUGGUACAAGGAUGGUAGACAAUUGCCGGGUGCUGGACGACAGUCAGAGACACUGACACUCAAUGGAAUUGGGAGGGAGGACAGGGGAAUGUAUCAGUGUAUAGUCAGACGUGGAGAUGACACUGCUCAGGCUUCUGCUGAACUUCAACUUGGUG